Mycena indigotica is the source of this 636-nucleotide messenger RNA. RefSeq lists its product as uncharacterized. NCBI's taxonomy places the organism in Eukaryota, Fungi, Basidiomycota, Agaricomycetes, Agaricales, Mycenaceae. Bases 1 to 636 code for a protein of 211 amino acids. Gene Ontology annotation, molecular function: proton transmembrane transporter activity. Gene Ontology annotation, biological process: proton motive force-driven ATP synthesis. The record is from RefSeq and is a predicted model, not a curated record. The transcript is spliced from 4 exons.
AUGUCGUCGUUCCUUUCGCUGUCCCUGCGGCAGACAGCCCGAUCCGUCCUCCGUCGCGGCGGUGCCCGCUUCAACUCGUCGAAACCGCCGUCCCCGGAACAAAAGGCGCAGGAGGUCCUCGCCAACGCCCAGAAGACCGCUGGCCAGCUCUGGGAGAACGCGACGAAGAAGGCGGGCGAGGUCGUCGGUUCUCAGGAAGCACUCUCGAAAAACGCUGAGAAGCUCGGCAAAAAUGCGGGCCAGCUCUGGUCUUCCGCCAAGACGACACUUGGUCCCGUAGCGGAGAAGGCUGAGGCGCUUGCUGGAUCCACUCUCCAACGACUUGGCCCGACCGGCAAGAAGGCAGCGGAGAUGAUGGGUCCCGCCCGCCAGUCAUUCCUCUACAACUUUGCCGUCUUCCGCGAAAUCGUCAAGCAGGUCUACCGCGCCGAGCUCCAGUUCCCCAAAGACGCGGCCACCUUCCGAACAGCAUACGAAACUCUCUACCGACGCGCCAUCGACCUUUCUUACUGGCGGGGGCUAGUGCAGAGCGGAGAAAUUGCACGUGUGGGAAUAUACGCGGUCGAGGCGUACGGAAUUUUCAAGAUUGGAGAGAUACUUGGCAGAAGAAAACUCGUCGGUUACCCGCUACACUAG